Molecule: messenger RNA, 2163 nt
Organism: Anopheles marshallii
Lineage: Eukaryota; Metazoa; Arthropoda; Insecta; Diptera; Culicidae
Gene: dati
Exons: 6
Coding region: 1-2163 (720 amino acids)
Biological process (GO): regulation of DNA-templated transcription
Molecular function (GO): RNA polymerase II cis-regulatory region sequence-specific DNA binding; DNA-binding transcription factor activity, RNA polymerase II-specific
Source: RefSeq, a predicted model, not a curated record
AUGUUCUCGAUUGAAUCCAUUUUAAAGUCUCAAAUCUCACAGAGAGUUAGGAUGCAGAUACAGCACGUGCGGGAUCUGUGCGCGGUGCCAGGGGCGGCGGCCGAGCUCAACUGUACCGGUGACAUCCUAUCCGUGCAGAACCUGCUGCCGCAGCUAGCGGCACCGGAGAACAAGCCGCACCAGUGCCAGCAGUGCUUGAAGAGCUUCUCCUCCAACCACCAGCUGGUGCAGCAUAUCCGCGUGCACACGGGCGAGAAGCCCUACAAAUGUUCCUACUGUGAUCGGAAGUUCAAGCAGCUUUCCCAUGUGCAGCAGCACACCCGUCUGCACACCGGCGAACGCCCGUACAAGUGCCAUCUGCCGGACUGUGGCCGUGCUUUUAUUCAGCUUUCCAACUUGCAACAGCAUCUGCGCAACCACGAUGCGCAGGUCGAGCGCGCCAAAAGCCGCCCGUUUCACUGCAACCUGUGCGGCAAGGGCUUUGCGACCGAGUCCAGCCUGCGCACGCACACUUCGAAGGAGCUUCAGUUGCAUCUCGGUGUGCUGCAGCAGCAUGCCGCCCUGAUCAGCAACUCGAACAGCGUCACCUGUAACGUGUGCAGCAAGAUCUUUCUCGGCGUCGAAGCACUCAACGAGCACAUCAAGUACACGCACAAGGAGGUGGCAGUGAAGCGGCGUGUCGCAAACCAUCCCUGCCCGAUGUGCGGGAAGCAUUACGUGAAUGAGGGUUGCCUGCGGAAGCAUCUGCUGACACAUCCACGCACACCGACGUUCCGUUCGAAUCUUCAGAUGUGGCCAUGCUCGGUGUGUCAGGCGGUAUUUACGCACGAAUCCGGUUUAAUCACCCACAUCGAACACAUGAAGAUGGACCCGAAACAUCAAUUUGCCGCCCAGUACAUGUUCACGAAGGCGGUGGUGGAACAGCGGGAAAAGGAAUCGGCCGGCGGUGGUAGCAGUAUGGUCGGUAUGGGUGGCGUACCGGGCCUGUCCACCUCGAUGGUGACGGUAAAGGAGCUCACGCACAACAGCAUCUCGCCGCUCAACUAUUCGGAAAAUUCGUCCACGAUGGGAUCGGAAAAGAAUGGCGAAAGUACGGGCGCUAGCGGCGGUGGCGGCACCGGUGCGGGUGUCGGUGUAGGCAGCGGCAAUAAUGGUGGCGGGGGCGGUGCUGGCGGUAGCGGGGGUGGUGUGGCGACGGGUUCGGUGUUCGAUAAUCACCGUAUGCCCAACCCGCACGGUUUACCCUUCGGUGGUAGCGGGGGCACCAACGGAGGGACCGGCAGCGGGGGCGGCGGCGGCAAUGGGGGUGCGCUCGGCGGUACGAACGGUGGCACGAAUGGUGUGGGUGGUGGCGGGAUCUGCGCCGGUGGUAGCGCGAUCGAUAACAAUAAUAGUCAAUUUUCGCGCAUGAUGAUGAUACAGGAGCCGAAGUUCGAGCCGGAUCUGAUGCUGAACGAGGGCACACCGUCGGCGGUGCAGGCGGCGGUGGUGAAUCUAGCGACCGCGAUGCGCAUCGGGCAGACGUUCAAGAGCAACACGAUGCACGGCGAGCUGCACGGUAACGCGAACCUCGGUCCGUUGAAGAAGAAAAGUAAUAUGCUUAAUUUUAACGACACCAAAUACACACUAGCUAACCGUCAAAAAUAUCCCGUGGCGUCUACAGAGUCGUCGAUCGGUCAGAACCACUGUCCCGCUACCUCGGAGACGGCGAUACGGAUCCAGCAGGCGGAAGCGAUCCUGCGCUCGCAGGCCGAGGCCGCGUUGCGCUUGGCGGUGUCCCAGGCCCAAGCCGUCGUGUCGUCGAACGCUGGCAUUGGCAGUGGUGGGGGCGGUGUAGGAGGUGCGGGCGGUGGUAACGGUAUCGGUGGUGCUGGUGGUCCGGGGGGACCGGUCGGCGUUCAGCUCGGCGGCAUGCUCGGGCACCACAAUCCGCACGCGCUCGUGACCGGUCGCAGCUGCAACGAGGAUGCCCGGACCGCCAACGACAACAACUGCGGCCAGUUCGAUCCGACCGGCGAGCAUCUGCGGGCGGCCAUGCGCGAACAUCAGGCCCAGCAGCAGGCGAACGAUGAUUGCCACCCGUUCGCCCACAGUCCCGUACCGCGCAACGGGCUGGACCUUACCGACGAGUUCCUAAAGAGUGAAAAUGUGCUGAAGGGAUGA